AUGCCUUACAUUCAUUUUUUGCCGACCAAGAAACUCAAGGAGGCGAUCACUAAUCGUGAGCGGGAGCUCAUAUCCGCCGAAGCGAGGUCUCAUGCAGCUACAAUUGCUCAUCGUCGGCGCACUAGCCCCGUAGGAGGCGGAUGCGCAUUGCGGACCAGCCAUGCAAUUGUGAAGAAGAAGAGGUUUUCGAAAUCUCCAGUGCUACGCCAAGAGCCACAGAAGCAGCCCCAACGGCUUGUUGCUGGGUUGGCGUGGAUCAAGACGGGAAAGCUCGAUCCUUUUCUCCAGCUACCCUGCGAGCUGGGACCGCAGGAUAGACGGCUCUUGUACUUUUAUCUUUCGUUUGCACCCGUCAUGGAGUACGGAUUGAAGGCCAAUCCCGUCUUCUGUCCCGUGCGAGACUACGGCAUUCCACAGAUCUCUCGUGAUCCAACGUUUCUGUCACUAUACUUGCUGAUAGCCGAGAUGGCAACACGAGCGCCCAUCACGGCCAUAUACGCACGCCGGGCCAGCAUAUACAAUAGCCUUCGAAAGCUCAUCGAUGAUCCGCAUAGUGGGAACCUGGACACGACUCUGAUAUUGCUCGCCGGGACCGGAUCCGCCGAGAAUCGACUGGGAAACGUUGACCUAGCUCAGAAACACUAUGCUGCAGCGAUGCAACUAGUCAACAUGCGCGGCGGCUUGAGGACUCUGCACCAGAUGCCCUUCGUUGGAGGGUUGGGUAUAGUGCGAUGUUUUCUGCAGCAGGACAUCUGCUUGUUCUCGGACUGGCAUACAAUGAGCCAAGCGCUGGACCGCAUGACACUGACAAAAGGCAGCCGAAUCGAUUCUCGCCUGUGGAAGUACUUGAGCCGGCAAACCCAGCCCCGUCUUUGUCUGGCUAACCUGCAUAUGCUCAACAUGGUUAUGGCCAACGAGCCAGACGGCUUUCAUGACGAGCUGCUGAGGCUCACGCUUGGGAGCGGAGAUCGAUUGACGCCAUCAGCAUUGCAGUUUAUCAUCUCCACGUGUGUCGCGAGGGUCGGUCGUUGGCAUGGACUCCGGCCGGCACUCAGAUCCUGGGAGACAAUUGAAUUUGUGGGACUGGUUGGUUAUGCUGCGCCCGGGUGGCAUCAGGCACUCGUAGAGACAAUGUCUGGAUGGCUGAUGGGAGACGAGCCUUUGUCUGUCGAUUGGCUGGCGCUCAAGCACAGUAUUCAGUCAGGGUAUGAGAGGGCGCAAAGCGAGGUUGGCAGCCCAGUUGAACCGUAA
Cyphellophora europaea CBS 101466 is the source of this 1251-nucleotide messenger RNA. RefSeq lists its product as uncharacterized. The transcript has 2 exons. The coding region runs from base 1 to 1251 and encodes 416 amino acids. The record is from RefSeq and is a predicted model, not a curated record. Lineage: Eukaryota; Fungi; Ascomycota; Eurotiomycetes; Chaetothyriales; Cyphellophoraceae.